Molecule: messenger RNA, 351 nt
Organism: Besnoitia besnoiti
Lineage: Eukaryota; Apicomplexa; Conoidasida; Eucoccidiorida; Sarcocystidae
Exons: 2
Coding region: 1-351 (116 amino acids)
Source: RefSeq, a predicted model, not a curated record
AUGACGCCUCUAUAUCCGUGCAGUUGUAUGUCUGCGAAUUGCCCCGAUAUUCCUAGACUCAGCUCGUAUUCAGACGAGAAGUCGAACGACGGCGCGCGAAGGCUACACCAGUCGCCAGCCCUCCAGAAAGCCGAGAGAUCCACACAGGGGGGCGUGGGGGCCUCUGCACGGUCCCGGAAACCGGCAGAAUGGCCGAGUGGUCUAAGGCGCUGCGUUAAGGCCGCAGUCCGAAAGGGCGUGGGUUCGAACCCCACUUCUGUCAGCUUUUUCUCCCACGGACUCUCCGCCUCCCCUUGUUUGUUCCCAUACAUGGGUCCAAAACAACAUCCGGUUUAUUGUGUUCCUGGUUAG